Messenger RNA from Eurytemora carolleeae, 1387 nucleotides. RefSeq lists its product as uncharacterized. The transcript has a single exon. NCBI's taxonomy places the organism in Eukaryota, Metazoa, Arthropoda, Copepoda, Calanoida, Temoridae. The annotation marks the transcript as partial. The record is from RefSeq and is a predicted model, not a curated record. Gene Ontology annotation, molecular function: catalytic activity.
CCUCCAAACUUUCCUAAUUAUACACUGAUAAGAAAAGACAGAGAACGAGAUACUGGUGGAGGACUAGCCUUCCUGGUUCAUGAAACUAUUCCCUUUGAACCCCUUCCAGAUGUCCAACUUGACAAAUUUACAGAAUACCUCACCAUAAAGGUCGACAAUAAAAAAAUUGUAAAUAUAUAUAUUCCCCCUGCCAGCAGCUCUGAUAUCGGGUUUUCAUCAAAUCUAGCCAUGCUUUUUACAGACAAUAGUACAAUAAUUAUGGGUGAUUUUAAUGCCCAUGACCCACUAUGGUUCUCCCCCAUCCAAGACUCCAGAGGUACCCUGGUCUCUGAUGAAAUUGGUGCCAGCUCCUUCGGUGACUUGGACAUGCCUACCAGAACCUCCAGAAACUCACAACCAACCUCUCCUGAUAUAUCACUUGCAGGCCCCCCUCUACUCCCAUACUGUAACUGGACAACAUCUCCAAGCUUAGGAUCUGACCAUCUACCCAUUGUUAUAACUUGUACAACGACACUCAAACUCAUAAUGAGUGAGAUCAAAACUUACAUAAAUUUCAAAAAAGCUGACUGGGUGAACUUCACCCUAACCUCAGAAGAGGAGAUUUCUAAACUCAACCCACCCACAGAUGUCUACAGAGCUGAACAAGAUUUUAGAGAAGUCAUUAACAGAGUAUCCAGAAACACAAUACCUCAAGGACGAAUCAAAGAAAUAUUCCCAGAAGUCCCAACCACAGUCAAGAACAAGAUACUUGAGAGAGAUGAACUAAGGAAAACAAACCCACAAUCUCCACAGAUUCCAGAACUCAACUAUGAGAUAAACAAACUAAUAAACUAACAUAAACAAGAAAAAUGGAGAGAAGAAGUAGGAAACAUAGAUAGGAAAACAGACCCUUCGAAACUUUUCAACCUACUUAAACGCCUUAAUGGACAACCACAAAGCAAACAGAACCAAGGAAUCAGAUUCAAAGGAAAAUACCUGUCCACUGCAUCAAAUAUUGCAAAUAACUUCAACAAACAAUACACAUCUGUCUCAAGGCACACCAGCUCCAAACUCACUAGAACCAUCUUCAAAGAAUCACAAAGGAACACUACAUCAGGAGCUACAAUAAUCACAGCAUCUGAUACAUGUGAAGCAAUAAAACAAGCCAAAUCCUCCAAAGCAAUAGGACCUGACGGAAUAUCCAACCUUCAUCUUUAACACCUUGGACCACUAGGACUUAAGUAUCUAACUAACAUUUUCAACCUCUCACUUCAGAACAGUAAAAUCCCUCAAAUAUGGAAAAACUUGAUCAUCAUCCCUCUCCUUAAACCAGGAAAAGAUCCUGCUGAGUCCAAAUCCUAUAGACCUGUUUCACUUCUAUGCCCUGCAGCUAAAAUCUGAGAAAGAC